UGUAAGCACCAGUUACCUCUGUCUGUCAAUCCGUCCAUCUAUUCAUCAGCUGACCAUGCUUCAACCACUGCACUGUCUGCUUCUUGCCUCUGCCGUGCUGCUCUGCAACACCAGCCCCGUUCCCACGGAGAAACAUGAGGACUCAGACACAGAGUGUCCUCUGAUGGUGAAAAUCCUGGAUGCUGUGAAGGGAACUCCAGCUGGAUCAGUGGCCCUCAAGGUGUUCCAGAAGACAGCUGAUGGGGGAUGGACGCAGAUUGCUAAUGGAGUGACAGAUGCCUCCGGAGAGAUCCAUAAUCUCAUUACAGAGCAGCAGUUCCCAGCAGGAGUGUAUCGUGUUGAGUUUGAUACCAAAAGUUACUGGAAGAAUGAGGGGAGCACACCAUUCCAUGAAGUAGCAGAUGUGGUGUUUGAGGCUCAUGCUGGAGGUCAUCAUCACUACACCUUGGCGUUGCUGCUUAGUCCAUUCUCCUUCACCACCACAGCCGUGGUCUUCAACGCACAUCAGUGAUACACAUCACAAUGUGGAUAUUAAAGAGCCGCCCAUGCCAAGAAUGAUAACUAUUACAAUAACUACGUGAGUAUCCACUCUGAUGAACAAGGAUGUGAUGGCCAAUCGGGUGACGACAAGCACACACUGCAUGUUCCAGCCGUGGGGCCCUGUAAAUGUGGAUGGAUUUUGAUUGGCUGUCACUGUUUGUAUUGUCAUCAAGUGUCUGUGAAAGUGAUCCCAAUGAUACUUUGAAUGGAAGGAUUUUUAAAACUAUGUACUUAUAGUUGUUGUUAUUGUUCUUGGUGUGGACAGCCCUUUACAGCCUGGUGGAGGUAUCCAGAGAUCAUCUGUUUUAUUUUUCUUCUUGUAUACAAAUUUCAUGCGUUGAUCCAAACCAACAGUGAAUGUCUUGUAUCUACUUACAAGUAUUGUGUGUGUGUGUGUGUGUGUGUGUGUAUCCAAAGUCUGAUAUCAUAUUCCUCUGUGCCACAGAGCUAUAUUAAA
Molecule: messenger RNA, 997 nt
Organism: Plectropomus leopardus (leopard coralgrouper)
Lineage: Eukaryota; Metazoa; Chordata; Actinopteri; Perciformes; Serranidae
Gene: ttr
Product: transthyretin (prealbumin, amyloidosis type I)
Biological process (GO): purine nucleobase metabolic process
Source: RefSeq, a predicted model, not a curated record